ACCUGAGCUGUUCCCAGCUGAUGUUUUGGGGUUGAUUUUUAACAGCUUAAUCAGACUGGAAGGCAGAGCUGGAGCCCAAGGGGAGAGUCCAUCCCAUUCCCAGCAUUCCAACCUUUUUUUUUCCAUGAUUUUCCAUCAUUUUCCAUGAUUUUCCAUCAUUUUCCAUGAAUUUCCAUCAUUUUCCAUCAUUUUCCAGGCUGUUUUUGCAGCAGUCUCAGAUAAAUAUCGAGGGAAAUUUAAUUGAGCAACUUCCCCUGAGCUCAGCCUGCCAGGGAAAGGUGUGAAAAUUCCUGCAGGGUUUUUUGUUCCUUCCUAAUUUCAUCGUGUGCUUUCAUUAGUGGCGUUAAUGACAUAAUCAAAUCCAAAAAAAACCCCAAAAAAAUGGGAGUUGUGAAAGGGGAUUUAAGUAAAUUAAAUGGGAAUUGUGGCUCCAUCCACGCCUGUGUUCAGUGAGCUGAGUGUGGGAUUUGUUUGUUUUAAUUCCCAAUUAUUGAAUUGAAUUUUUGAAUUAUUGAAUUGAAAAGUCCUUUUAAGUUUCCCCUCUCUUGUCUUUUCUCUCCUCAGAUUAAAUUCCUCCUGUUUGUUUUUCGAGUACACCGAAUUUUUUUGGGCAUCAAUGGCUUUGCCAUUCCCGUGCUUCUGGGGUUUUCCAGGGGGAAAAAAAAGCAAAUAUUUCUCAGCAAAUAGGGGAUUAUUUGCUUUGCAGUUUGUCUGUCUCUGCUGGGACAAACCUUUCUGCAAGAGAAAUCUUUCACAGCUUCGGGACAGGCUGAAAUUCACAUUUAUUUAGGAAUCACAGCAUUUUAGAGAGCACAGAAUUAGAAUCAAGUCCUAAUUUUUAGCAUUCAAAUCCCCAAAUUCCACAUCCACCGUGCUGUUAAAUCCCUCCAGGGAUGAGGAUUCCAGCCCAAAAUUUUCCAUGAAGAAAUUUUCCCCUAAAAAUGUGAUUUAAACCUCCCCUGGCACAAGUUGAGGCUGUUCCCUCUGCUCCUGUCCCACCCCAUUCCCACAAUCCUGCCAUGGUUUGGGUUGGAAAAACCUUCCAAAAACUCAAAUCCCUCCCUUUUUUCUCAUAUUUCAGGCCUCUUCUUCCUGCUGGAAUUUGCUGUUGAUCUGAGCUGGGAAAAAUACAGAAAAAUAGGAAUUUCAGGCAGGAGCUGUAGCUCUCCUGCCCCCGUGGAAGUGUGACUGGUAUGGGUAAUGGUGUGAGAGAAGGUCCAGUGGAAUUCCAGAGGGAUGUGGAGCCCGUCACGGCUCGAAUUCCGGCAGAGGAUAACCAGGAGAAGAAGAAAGUGCUGAACUCCCUGAUAUCUGGGGCACUGGCUGGGGCUGUGGCUAAAACUGCAGUGGCUCCUCUGGACAGGACAAAAAUCAUGUUCCAAGUGUCUUCAAAAAGAUUUUCUGCCAAGGAAGCCUACAGGCUGAUUUAUCACACCUACCUCAACGAGGGCUUCUGGAGCCUCUGGAGAGGGAAUUCCGCCACCAUGGUCCGCGUCAUCCCCUACGCCGCCAUCCAGUUCUGCGCCCACGAGGAGUACAAGCAGAUCCUGGGGAAUUACUACGGAUUCCAGGGAAAGGCACUGACGCCUUUCCCUCGCUUCAUUGCCGGCUCCCUGGCUGGCACCACGGCUGCCAUGGUCACCUACCCCCUGGACAUGGUCCGUGCCCGCAUGGCUGUCACGCCCAAGGAGAUGUCUGCUCUCCCCGUGUCCCCACGCCAGGUACAGCAGCAUUGUCCACGUCUUCAUCCGGAUCUCCCGGGAGGAGGGGCUAAAAACCUUGUACAGGGGCUUCACACCCACCAUCCUGGGCGUCAUUCCCUACGCCGGCCUCAGCUUCUUCACCUACGAGACGCUGAAGAAAGUCCACGCAGAGCACAGCGGGAAGGCGCAGCCCUCGCCCCCGGAGCGGCUGCUGUUCGGGGCGUGCGCCGGCCUCAUCGGGCAGUCGGCCUCGUACCCGCUGGACGUGGUGCGGCGCCGCAUGCAGACUGCCGGCGUGCUGGGCCACACCUACAGCUCCAUCCUGCUCACCAUGCAGGAGAUCGUCAGGGAGGAGGGACUGGUGCGAGGGCUCUACAAAGGGCUCAGCAUGAACUGGGUGAAGGGCCCCAUCGCCGUGGGGAUCAGCUUCACCACCUUCGACCUGACGCAGAUCCUGCUCCGCAAGCUGCAGCAGAGGUAGUGGCUCGGUGGCCGGCGUGUAGAAAGAGCAGUUGGUUCUUCCCUGGCCUCCCACGUGCUCCUGCAGCUGAGAACUCGCCCGUUUGGGGUUUGGUUUGUUAGGGUUGUUUUUUUUUCCCUGUUGUUGUUGGAUUUUUUAUUUUAUUUUUUUUUCCCCCCCACACUUUUUAAUUUGGAAGCCUAACUGUUCCCUAAGUGAAAAAUUCCCGAUCCUGCAGAGCUGAGUCCUCCCAAACAGCUGCCUCACCCUUCUGAUGGACUCUGCCCCCAGGAGUGGAGCCUCCCCACCCCACCUGUGCUGCUCCUGGCUCCUCACCUGGCUCUCCGAGGGCAGAUGGAAGCUGUGGAUGAUGGAAGAGGGGGCUCGGAGCUGUUGGGAAUGACCCCCGGAUGUGGGAAGUGGCAGAUCUGCAGCUCCCUGCAGCCUGCCAAGUGCAAUAUCCCAGUGUAGUCCGCAGGGAAUUCCUGUGAGAGCAGGACACUACGCUUGUUCCGAAAGCUGAAUGUUUUCUCUGGCUGGGAAUCCUGCCGUUUUUCCAUGAAUUUUCCUUGGUUUUGGGUUGAGCUGCAUCAACCACCCUCGUUUGUGGCGUCCCUCUGAGAUUACCAAAGACUGGAGGCAGCAGAGGAGGGGAGUUUUGAGCCCUCCCAUAAAGGAAAUUUUCCUCUGUGUGUUGUCGCUGAGCCAGGGCUGUGCCUGGAUUCCCAAACUGGAUCCGCUCCCAGCUGCGUUGGUGUUUUCCUCCUGCGCUGCCCUGCCCUGGAGAGAGGCAGCGUUUUCCAGGGGUGUGGAUGCACUGAGGAAGGAGGCGUCCCAUCCUUCAAAAUCCCAUUUCUUUUGGUCAGUGUUACAUGUGCACCGUGUGAGAACAAACCCUGCUGCAGCCAGGGCUGUCCCCCCAAAAAAAACCCUGUCCCUGGGAGCUGAUCCCAGCUCCUGGAUGUCCUGCUUUGGUACCUGCUGCGUGGGUGGUGUCACCUCUCUUCACAAACUCAUCCCCUCUGCUGUUUCAUCCCUAAAAUUCCUCUUGGAAUCGAGUCCUUGUGGGCACCGCAGCGUUGAGCCUACAGUGCCAAUCGCUUCCAGCUGGAAUUGGACAAGGAGCGCUCAAGAACUUCUCAGUGUUCCUCUUUGAAAUCAGUUUUUUCAGGGAAAUGGAGAUUUAUUUUGAUUUUUUUUUUUUGGUGGAUGAUCCAUCCCUCUGUUAAAAUCCAGAGGUCAGAGCAGACUUCAGACUCCUCUGGCAAUCAACACAAACCGAGGUGGGAAAAUCCCUUUCCAGAGAGUCCAUAAUGUGAGGAAAAAACCCCAAAAUUUAACUUAAAACCUGUCCUUUCCUGCUUGUUGUGUAUUUUAGCUGUCGUAGCCGGAUGGGAUGAACAGGAAUGGAAGGAAUUGCACAAGGGGAGCAGGAGCAGCCUUCUCCUUUCUUUUUUUGUCUUUGCACUUCUUUGGAGCAUGAACCUGCUCCCAAUGCCAAAUAUUUCCUUAGGAAUCAGGGAAUGUGGGAAUGGCACUGGAGUGUUGACACACAGAUUAUUCCCAGGGCUGGAAUGGGGCAGACUGGAGCUGGGAUUUGACCUCAGGAAUUCUGCCCCCGAGCCCAGCAGGGCGGCACAUUCCCUGAUUUCCCUGGGAAUUAAAGAUCCCCGGGGUUUUGGGAGGCCCUGGAGGGUGAUGGCCACCAAUUCUGGGUCAUUUUGGGGUUUUUUUUUUGGGGGCUGCUGGAAAACUCUCAGCUCUGUUUUCCCUUCGCUCAGCCCCCCGAUUUCUUUUCUCCAAUGGAGAAGCCGAUUAUCCUGCUCUUGUCCUGAUCCAGAGGGAGGAAUUCCCUGGCACUUCCAGCAGUGCUUCUGUCCCCGUGUCCUCUCCCUUCCCUGUCCCCUCCCAGCUGGGAAAAACAGGAAUUCCAGGAGCCUGGGGGUGCUGAAAAGUUCUUCCUUAAUUAGCAGCUGCACCUGAUUUAAAUUCAGCAGAAUUUCAGCCGAUUUUCCCACAAGUUUUGCAGGCUGGCUGUUUGUCCAGGGGCAGAAUUUGAAUUCAGCCUGUGAUGGUUUUGGUGCUUUUGUUUCUCAGAGCGUGUUGCUGCUUUGGGUUGGUUUAAAAAGAUUUUUUUUUUUUCCCUUUA
This is a messenger RNA of Parus major (Great Tit), 4312 nucleotides long. It is a transcript of the gene SLC25A42, whose product is annotated as solute carrier family 25 member 42. Gene Ontology annotation, biological process: transmembrane transport. The coding region runs from base 1194 to 2285 and encodes 363 amino acids. NCBI's taxonomy places the organism in Eukaryota, Metazoa, Chordata, Aves, Passeriformes, Paridae. The record is from RefSeq and is a predicted model, not a curated record. The transcript is spliced from 8 exons. Gene Ontology annotation, cellular component: mitochondrial inner membrane.